CCACGUCAUUUCGGGAAUCACCACGGUCGAACUGUGAACGGGCAAAUGCCGCCUCUGUCUGCCUCAAUCCGACCGCCCCAAUGAGGCGGCGUCCUACGAACAGUGGCUGCUGCCGCCAGUUCCGGCCACUGUCACCUCCUCAACCUCCGUAGAAUCGGCCACUCGUCUUCUCUAUAGCGCGAAAACUGCCAUGGACGUAGAUCUCCAUUACUGUAUCCGCCUACUCCAGUCCUGCACCACACGGCCCUCAAUCCGUCAAGUCGGGCAGCUCCACCCCCUCCUCUUGAAGAAUGGCCUCUUAAGUUCAGCCGUCACGGUUGCAAACCGGCUCCUUCAAUGGUAUGUCCGGUGCGACGGUAUGAUCGAAGCACGCAGAGUGUUCGAUGAAAUGCCGCACAGAAACCGCUUCACCUGGAAUGCACUCAUAGAAGGGUGCACGAAAUCAGGGGAUUUGACAGGUUCGAUGGAGCUGCUCAGAGCAAUGCCAGACAGGGAUGAGUUCUCGUGGAAUGUAGUUAUUUCUGGUUUUAUCAAGUCAGGCGAUCUUGCUAAUGCCCGAGCCUUGUUCGAUGAGAUGCCCAGGAAAGACGGUGUCACGUGGAAUUCCACAAUUCACGGUUAUGCGCGAAAUGGGUUCUAUGGAGAGGCAGUUAGGCUGUUCAGGGACAUGAUUUUCGAUCCUAUGGAAAGGAGAAAAGCUGACUCCUUUGUCUUUGCAACGAUUUUGAGAGUUUGCACAGAUAGAGAAGAUAUUGAAAGCGGGAAGCAAAUCCAUGCUCGUGCUUUUACUUCUGGUAUCGAAUUUGACUCAGGACUGGCUAGUUCUCUUAUAAACUUGUACGUGAAAUGCAGAGACUUGGAUAGUGCAACUCGAGUUGUGAACUCUUUGCAUAAUCCUGAUGACUUCUCUUUGUCAGCAAUCAUCUCAGGGUACGCUGGUUUGGGCAGGAUGGGGGAGGCAAGACGAAUCUUUAACAGGGCUACUAACCCAUGUGCAGUCGUGUGGAAUUCUCUAAUUUCGGGCCAUGUCUAUAAUAAUGAGGGAAUCGAAGCCUUAGCUCUAUUUAAUCAAAUGCGUAAGACUUCAGUUUCCGAAGACUCCUCUACACUGGCCACUAUCUUGGGUGCCUGCAGCAGUCAAGGUUUCAUCGAACAGGGCAAACAAGUUCAUUCUCAUGGAACCAAGAUGGGGUUCGUGAAAGACAUUGUUGUUGCUAGUGCUCUUAUAGAUAUGUAUCACAAAUGCGGAAGCCCUAACGAUGCUUGCAAGUUUUUUAGCGAGCUUGGAGCUUACGAUGACACCAUCUUACUGAAUACCAUGAUAACUGCAUACUCCAGCUCUGGGAAAAUCGAAGACGCAAGAAGGGUAUUUGAUUCAAUCUCUUGUAAGAGCUUGAUUUCUUGGAACUCAAUGAUCGCAGGCUUUGCUCAGAACGGGUGUUCGAUUGAAGCAUUGGAUCUUUUAUGCGAGUUGAAUAGGUUGGGCCUGAAAAUGGAUAAGUUCAGUCUUGCUAGUGGAGUGAGUGCCUGUGCUAGUAUUUCUGCUUUCAAUCUUGGGGAGCAGAUCUUCUGCAGAGCUUUCAUCAUUGGACUCGAGUCUGAUUCAGUUGUUUCAACCUCUCUCAUUGAUUUCUACUGCAAGGGCGGUUUUGUCGAGAUUGGGCGAAAGAUUUUUAAUGGAAUGACAAAAUCCGAUGAAGUCCCUUGGAAUACAAUGCUCAUGGGGUAUGCCACAAAUGGUCACGGAAUGAAAGCCUUGAGUUUGUUCAAUGAAAUGACAUGUGCUGGUUUGAGACCCACUGGCAUUACUUUCACGGGAGUCCUGUCCGCCUGUGAUCACUGUGGACUGGUCGAAGAGGGAAAGAAAUGGUUUGAUGUGAUGAAACGGGACUAUUAUAUUGAUCAUGGACUUGAGCACUACUCUUGCAUGGUGGAUCUCUUAUCUCGUGCUGGUAGGCUCCACGAAGCGGUGAGUCUUCUAGAACAAAUGCCUUUUACUGCAGAUGCUACUAUGUGGUCAUCAGUGCUGAGGGGUUGUGGGGUUAACGGGGAUAAAAUUCUUGGGGAGAAGGUGGCAGAGAGAAUUAUGGAGCUUGAUCCGCAGAACUCAAGCGCUUACGUCCAGUUAUCAGCCAUGCUUGCAGAGUCCGGGGACUGGGAAAGAUCGGCUAUGGUGAGAGAUGUGAUGAAAGGGAUGCGAAUACAGAAGAGUCCGGGUUUCAGCUGGGCUGAAUGUUGAACCGGAGAGGCUUCUGCUCAGAUAAUAUACCAUAUACAUUCUUAACAUUUACAUUCACAUUCUCAAAAACCGAGGAAGCUCGCCGUCUGUUGGAUCGAGCUGACAAUUUCUCUCAUAAUGCAUCUUUCUGGAGAUACAGGCCAAUUUCUGUAUAUAUUUUGUCGGUUCGAUCAAACAAAGCAUGGAGAGCCUGCAGAAUACAGUAUGCUUGUGUAGCGCUGCUUUACAGCCCUAUCGGAGCACAGAUCAAUUACGUAACAUAGUCAAUUAAAUGUAAAUUUAUCUCUAAUACUUGAAUUUAUGUAUAUAUAUAUAUAUAUUUAGCAUUUGUGUC
Messenger RNA from Punica granatum (pomegranate), 2573 nucleotides. The record is from RefSeq and is a predicted model, not a curated record. Lineage: Eukaryota; Viridiplantae; Streptophyta; Magnoliopsida; Myrtales; Lythraceae.